AUGGCUGAGUAUUUAGCCGCUAUAUUCGGUACAGAAAAGGAUAAAGUAAACUGCUCCUUUUAUUUUAAAAUAGGAGCAUGUCGGCACGGAGAUCGUUGUUCCCGCAUACACAAUAAACCUACAUUUUCUCAGACGGUGUUAUUGCAAAAUCUUUAUGUAAAUCCUCAGAAUUCUGCUAAAUCUGCUGAUGGCAGCCACUUGGUUGUAGCAAAUGUCUCUGAUGAAGAGAUGCAGGAACACUAUGAUAACUUCUUUGAAGAUGUAUUUGUUGAAUGUGAAGAUAAGUAUGGAGUUAUUGAAGAAAUGAAUGUAUGUGACAAUUUGGGAGAUCACUUAGUGGGCAAUGUUUACAUCAAGUUCCGCCGCGAGGAGGAUGCUGAGAAAGCUGUUAGUGACCUGAACAAUCGUUGGUUUGGUGGUCGACCAGUUUAUGCUGAAUUGUCACCUGUGACGGAUUUUCGUGAAGCUUGUUGCCGCCAAUACGAGAUGGGAGAGUGUACGAGAAGUGGUUUCUGCAAUUUUAUGCACCUCAAGCCCAUCUCCAGGGAACUUCGGAGGUACCUGUACUCGCGCGGCAAGAGCGGGCGGCGGUCGCGCAGCCGGUCGCGCGAGCGCCGGCGCCGCUCGCGCUCGCGGGAGCGCCGCCGCGAGCCGCCGCGCAACUCGCGCUCCGGCCGCUACUAG
This is a messenger RNA of Parnassius mnemosyne (clouded apollo), 684 nucleotides long. NCBI's taxonomy places the organism in Eukaryota, Metazoa, Arthropoda, Insecta, Lepidoptera, Papilionidae. The record is from the annotation of a GenBank genome assembly.